Empidonax traillii (willow flycatcher) is the source of this 548-nucleotide messenger RNA. Its product is annotated as HHIP-like protein 2. The transcript is spliced from 3 exons. Bases 30 to 548 code for a protein of 172 amino acids. The record is from RefSeq and is a predicted model, not a curated record. NCBI's taxonomy places the organism in Eukaryota, Metazoa, Chordata, Aves, Passeriformes, Tyrannidae.
UUCACUUCCAUUUAGGUGAGCUGUAUUUUAUGUCUACCUCUUAUCCCAGUGCCUAUGCACCACAAGGAUCGCUCUACAAGCUUAUUGAUCAUGCAAGGAGAGCUCCACCAGGGAAGUGUAAAUACAAGCCUGUUCCAGGGAAAACAAAGAGUAAGCAGAUACCAUUUGUUCCACGUGCAAAGACUGUCCUUGAGCUGCUUAAUGAAUCUUCAACAGCCAAGCCUCCAAAAACAUCUUCUACCCUUCCUGCAGCCAUCUUAACAGUUUCUUCUAAGAAAGCAAAAAAACCCUCAUCCACCAAAAUAAAAGCAUCAGCAGUGCAACCAGCUCCAUCUGGUAAAGAGAGAAAGAGAAUCAAAGCUGAAGCUAAACCUCACAAGCCAAGGCAGGGAGAAAAGGUUGCACGCAACUCCAGAGCUACACUAGCACCACCUCUGCCUAGAAGGAAGAGCUCCCACCUAGCCAGACCCAAGAAGGUUCUUCCAAAGAAUGCAGCACUAGCCAAGGGAAAACUGGAGGAGGAAGAAGCAGCUUUUGAAGCUCAGUGA